This is a messenger RNA of Myripristis murdjan (pinecone soldierfish), 821 nucleotides long. It is a transcript of the gene fxn, whose product is annotated as frataxin. Gene Ontology annotation, biological process: iron incorporation into metallo-sulfur cluster; intracellular iron ion homeostasis. The coding region runs from base 50 to 694 and encodes 214 amino acids. The record is from RefSeq and is a predicted model, not a curated record. Lineage: Eukaryota; Metazoa; Chordata; Actinopteri; Holocentriformes; Holocentridae. Gene Ontology annotation, molecular function: iron chaperone activity; 2 iron, 2 sulfur cluster binding; ferric iron binding. Gene Ontology annotation, cellular component: mitochondrion. The transcript has 6 exons.
UUGACAAGGACGCACCAAUUCAAACUGCUUUCACUAUAGGACAGCGACCAUGCUGAGGUUCUGCAGUAAAACUCGGUGUAUUUCCCUGCAGCGCAGCCACGUUACGAGCUCAGCUGUCCGCAGGGUGACAGCCCCGGGGGCCCGGCGUCUCUCCAGCCAGCUCGGGUGUGUGUCUCGCUGUGUGUGGGCUCCUCUGUCAGUCAAACACACACAUCAUCCCUCCAUCUCUCAACCUCUGGCUCAAGAGCUCAGGAGCAGACUUGAUGGUGAUGGAUGGAGGCGACAGAUCCACUUAACAUGCCCAGCACUGGAAGAACAGUCCCAUCUGGAGAAAAGUGAGCUGACAGAAGCAGCGUAUGACAAGCUGGCUGAUGAGACACUGGAUGCCCUGUCUGAAUACUUUGAAGACCUGGCAGAUGAGCCGUUCACAGGGAGAGACUACGAUGUUGUCUUCAGUAGUGGUGUGUUGACGGUGAAGGUUGGUGGUGACCAUGGGACCUAUGUCAUUAACAAACAGACACCAAACAGACAGAUCUGGCUGUCUUCUCCCACCAGUGGGCCGAAGCGCUACGACUGGACAGGUGAACACUGGGUUUAUGCACAUGACGGCAUAAGCCUCCACCAACUACUGUCCGGAGAGUUUUCCAUUAUCUUCAACUUAAAGAUGGACCUGACUGGCCUGCCCCACUCCUGAUACCCCAGACUUGGCAAUGACUUCUUGCUCCAGAAUCACAAUACUACUCGUUAAGCAGUUAAUCACAGAACCCCUGAUAAGGAAACAAAUAUUAGCACAUAGAAACCAAAGAAUACCACUUUUUUUU